This is a messenger RNA of Prunus armeniaca (apricot), 231 nucleotides long. Lineage: Eukaryota; Viridiplantae; Streptophyta; Magnoliopsida; Rosales; Rosaceae. The record is from the annotation of a GenBank genome assembly.
AUGUCUAGCUGCACUUCACAGAAAAACAUCGCACUGGUACUGCCUCAUUUGGGGAGGAGGAGGUAUGUCCCUCCUCCCCUCCUCUUCUCUUUCAUGCUGCUACCUCCCUAUCUUCCCUACCUUGGCUUCUUUUGGUGGGACUGGUCUUACCUUCGGUUUGAGCCUGUUUUGGCUCUGCCUAUGGCUAUCUUUGAGAGUUUGAUUGCUUCUCCUCCUAUGGUGACUGCUUGA